CAUCAUAACCAUAACUACCAAAAGGCUUUGAAAUCCUUUAGAUCUUGAAGCUCUAUCAUCAUCUGCUAGAUCAAACCAUGGCCUCUUUCAAAUUUUCAUUGGCAAUUUUACCACUUUUGCUCUUAACUUUUUCUUCAAUUACAUGCCAUAUAAUGAUUGCAGAGGCACGCAGUCUCAUUGACUCUAUGCCGCAGCCAGAAGUGUCAAAAAUUCCCAAGCCAGAGUUGCCACCAUUUCCUAAGAUUCCGGAUAUACCAAAGCCUGAGCUCCCCAAGCCUGAACCUCUACCAAAACCAGAAUUGCCUUCACUGCCUAAGGUUGAGUUACCACCACCAAUGUCCAAGCCUGAGAUACCCAAAGUUCCUGAAAUUCCUAAGUCAGUGUUGCCUAAAGUUCCCAAGAUUUCCAAGCCUGAAAUUCCUAAACCAGAAUUGUCAAAAGUAUCUAAUAUUCCAGAGCCAGCAUUGUCUAAAAUUCCUAAGCCAGAACUACCUCAGACUUCUGAAACUCCAAAGCCAGAAUUGCCUAAUAAAGUCCCUGAAAUUUCAAAAUCAGAAUUUCCUAAAUUUCCUGAAAUUCCGAAAUCGGAAUUGCCUAAAGUCCCUGAAAUUCCAAAACCAGAGUUGCCUAAAGUCCCUGAAAUUCCAAAACCAGAAUUACCAGAAGUUCCUGAAAUUCCGAAACCAGAAUUGCCUAAAGUCCCUGAAAUUCUAAAACCAGAGUUGCCUAAAGUCCCUGAAAUUCCAAAACCAGAAUUACCAGAAGUUCCUGAAAUUCCUAAACCAGAAUUGCCUAAGGUCCCUGAAAUUCCUAAACCAGAACUACCAAAAGUUCCUGAAAUUCCUAAGCCAGAAUUGCCUAAAAUUCCUGAAAUUCCAAAAUCAGAAUCACCUAAAUUUCCUUAAUUUUCAAGUCAGAAUUGCCAAAAUUCUCAAAGUUCCAAAACCAGAGUUUGCCAUUUAUGCUAGAGCAAAUGGAACUCAAAGUCCCUGGAAUUUUAAUCCAUAGAUUUAUACUAUAGUCACUUCUAUCAUAUUAUAUGUCAUGAAGUACCACUAUAUAGUUCCUAUCAUAUUACCAUUUGAUGUGUGCUUCACUUCAUAGUGCCUAGGUUAUACCAUGGUGUGUUUAUUUCUUUUGAUUGUGUAUUUUUUUUUACAGUAUUUGUUGCCAAUUGAGAUAUAGUGGAUCCAAUAAAACUUGUUUGUAAUUUUUACUUUGUCUGUAUGAUUAAUACAUAUUGUUAUUCGUUCA
Arachis duranensis is the source of this 1254-nucleotide messenger RNA. Its product is annotated as protein PELPK1. The transcript has a single exon. The record is from RefSeq and is a predicted model, not a curated record. Bases 78 to 905 code for a protein of 275 amino acids. Lineage: Eukaryota; Viridiplantae; Streptophyta; Magnoliopsida; Fabales; Fabaceae.